AUGACCUUACAGCCUCCAUCUUCAUUAGGAACACAGCGUCAAGCGUCACCCUCACCGUCAUCACCUUCCUCAUCGCCUAACACAACUACCAAUAGCGUUGGAAAAGCCAAUGGUGGAAAUACAUUUGUACAUAAAUUAUACAAUAUGGUUGUAGAUACUCAAUAUCAACAUUUAAUUGCUUGGACUUAUACAGGCAUGUCGUUUAUCGUUUGUAAUAUAACAGAAUUCUCUCGUGACGUCUUGCCAAAGCACUUUAAACACAAUAAUUUCAGUAGUUUUGUGAGGCAAUUGAAUAUGUACGGUUUUCAUAAAGUGAAUAAAUCUCCUAGAGGCCAUCGUACUUUAGCAGAGAACCAGAUAUGGGAAUUCAGUCAUCCUAAAUUCUUAAGGAAUAGGGCAGAUCUAUUAGAUGAGAUCAAACGUAAAACAAUAGAAUCGCAAGCGAAUGACGCCAGUAGAAGAGGAUUAUCGGACGAUUCGAGCUCACAUAUGGCAAUGUUACAAAUGACUCAAUCAGAUAUGCUGCAGAAAAUAAAUCAUCUACAAGAAAAUCUAGCAGUAGUGAUGCAGGAGUUAACAGAAACGAGAAGGAAACAAACUCUGCAACAGCAAAUGAUGAAAGAUGUAUUAGAUUUUAUGACAAAGCAAUAUGGAUCUUGUAAGUACAUAUAA
Messenger RNA from Mycotypha africana, 672 nucleotides. RefSeq names its product HSF-type DNA-binding-domain-containing protein. NCBI's taxonomy places the organism in Eukaryota, Fungi, Mucoromycota, Mucoromycetes, Mucorales, Mycotyphaceae. Gene Ontology annotation, molecular function: sequence-specific DNA binding; DNA-binding transcription factor activity. Gene Ontology annotation, biological process: regulation of DNA-templated transcription. The coding region runs from base 1 to 672 and encodes 223 amino acids. The record is from RefSeq and is a predicted model, not a curated record. The transcript has 3 exons.